Molecule: messenger RNA, 1795 nt
Organism: Nannospalax galili (Upper Galilee mountains blind mole rat)
Lineage: Eukaryota; Metazoa; Chordata; Mammalia; Rodentia; Spalacidae
Gene: Txndc12
Product: thioredoxin domain containing 12
Exons: 8
Coding region: 438-1049 (203 amino acids)
Cellular component (GO): endoplasmic reticulum
Source: RefSeq, a predicted model, not a curated record
CGCGCCCCCGUGUUCCCACGGCGGCGAGCGCGGGCCGCGUUGCAUCCUGGAGCUGGCGGUCCCCGGGGUCCCAUUGUGUCUGCGCACGUCUUCCGCCGGGACCUAACGGAAGGGCGGCGGGGGUUCUGUCUGGAUGUGCAGUUUGUUCGGAUGGACUCCACUAGCACCCGGAGGGAAAGUCGGGAUGUCGCCUGUUAGGUAGAAGGGAAAAGCAAAUACUCGACCCCAAACGAAACCCAACAGAUUUAACGGAAAGGUUUGCACUUGAAGUGCUUGCAGUGACUUAUGUCCUGGAUCCUCGUUGUCAGUUUUGCAAUCAGAGGACCCAAUCCUGGUUUUCUUGGAGCUUGCAUUACUUGGUUACAUCAUCCCUGAGUGGAAAGCGUGCAAGGAAAAAAAAAAAAAAAGGCCAGCGCUUCUUGUCGGGAGAAAAGUGCAUGCCUGCAAGGCACAGGACGCGCGCGCCGCAGAGCCAGUCUACCACGUCUCCUCGGAGACCUCGGCAGAAAUUGGCCCGGCGCACCUCUGCGGUGGAGAUGUUGCUUCGAUUCGGGACCACCUGUUUGCUGAGCGUCAGUUUCCUGCUCCUUAUCACCUCUUCAGAAGGACGCAGUGGACUUGGAAAGGGCUUUGGAGAUCAUAUUCAUUGGAGAACCCUAGAAGAUGGGAAGAAGGAAGCAGCUGCAAGUGGCUUGCCCCUGAUGGUGAUUAUCCAUAAGUCUUGGUGUGGAGCUUGCAAAGCUUUAAAACCCAAAUUUGCAGAAUCUACAGAAAUUUCAGAAUUGUCCCAUAAUUUUGUUAUGGUAAAUCUGGAGGAUGAAGAGGAGCCCAAGGAUGAAGAUUUCAGCCCUGAUGGGGGUUAUAUUCCACGAAUCCUUUUCUUGGAUCCCAGUGGCAAGGUGCGUCCCGAAAUCAUCAAUGAGAGUGGAAACCCCAGCUACAAGUAUUUCUACGUCAGUGCUGAGCAAGUUGUUCAGGGGAUGAAGGAAGCUCAGGAGAGACUGACAGGUGAUGCCUUCAGAGAGAAACGUCUUGAAGAUGAGUUGUGACGUGAAUGAAUUCCUUCUUUCAUCAAAGCUAGUAUCCUGGAUGGAAAGCAGAGGAGAGGGAACACGAAGAAUCACCCAGAACAAUUCAGCCACCUGGAAACCUUGCUUCCUGUCACACUGGUAGGAGCUCUCACUGUGGCAGAGGCCUGUUGCCACCAGCUGGUCUGUGGAUCCACCCGAGUGGCAGGCUUUCUUCUGCUUCCUGUCACCUAAAUAUCCAUUGCCUUUGAAUGUAAAGAACAAAACUUUUUGACACAAAACUUGAGCCACGUGGAGAUUUACUCCUCCUGAUUCAGUAUUUGUCUUUACCCCCACUUUCUGCUUUACUCAUGCUGAAGUGAAAGGCCAGUAACCUCUUUUCUGUAGUGUUCAAAUUGCAGGAACACCUUAGCAAUUUUUUAAGCAGACAACAAAUCCUAAAUGUAAACUAGAAGAUCUACCCCUUUUCAAGGACACCAGCCUGUUUUUUUUUUUCUCUUGGGAAUAAUCUUGGCCUUCUUCCUGAAUCCCUGUACCCUCCUCCUUCCUCUGCUCAGGCUUCUGUGUUUGCACGCAUGUGUGUGCAGGAAUGACUUGUGUGAUUGGACUCCAGCUGGAAGCAUGCUUUCCCUUUUGCUGUUGGAGAAACUCAAGCCUUCAAGCCCUACAUGGAGCCAUUUUGUCAAGUCAUCAACUGUAUUUUUGUACGGGGGUUAACAAAAAUAAAGAUAAAAUAUUGUUUCAUUAAACUUGAAUAAAACUUUAAA